AUGUCAUCAUUCACAUUAGAAGUACUUCAUUGGAAACCAACAAAAUUGGAGGAGGAAUGUGAUUCUACAGAUAUUUUGGAGCUUGAUGCUAUAGCCAGAGAUAUUCGUGCUGAGCUCUGUAUCGCCAAAGAAGAGGAAGAAAGGUUGACUGAAUGCAUUGUUGAUGGUUUGAAGAAGACGGAAAGGACUCUAGGUACCUCCAACUUUCAACGUUUUUUCGAUCAAUGCGCAGCACGUGUCAAUGCUGAAUUUGAACGUUCAGAGGCCGAUGCCCGUCAAUUAUCAAAUUCACUGGAUGCACUUUCCGGUCUUGCCCAAAAUAUUUCAAAGCGUGUAGCAGCAUUGGAUCUGGGAAAGAGUCGAGUUGUUGAGUGUUUGCAACAUGUUAGUGAUUUACGGGAUUUGGGGACCUGUGCAAACGGUGUACAACAGGCAAUUAGGGAUGGGAAUUUUGAGGAGGCAGCCAGCCAUAUUCAUCGAUUUUUAACGCUGGAUUCGAUUGUUUUCAAAAUGAGCGAUAGUCAGGAUGUUAAAGAUGCGGGAUAUUCCGUCAAAAAUUGUUAUGAUAUAUUAAGACAAGCGUCGAUUGAGCUUAAGCAACAGAUUGAACUAAAAUUUGACGAAGCUAAAGCAAAGGGUGAUGUUUCGACAAUGGAGCGUUUAUUCAAACUUUUCCCGUUAAUAAAUGAGCAUCAAAGCGGAUUGAAGAGAUAUGGAUCGCAUAUUUGUGAUAAAAUUGCUGAACUUUCUCAACAGAAUUAUAAAAUUAUGCAGGCCGGUGGAACAGACGAUAAUCGAAAAAAUGUUCUUUUUGCUGAUACUUUAACUAUGCUUUUUGAAGGUAUCGCUAGAUUGGUUGAAUUGAGUCAGCCUGUUAUUAUUAGUGCUUAUGGACAGGAUAAAAUGUUGGAUCUAAUUGAAAUAAUUCAGCCACAAUGUGACAAGCAAACAAGUUUAAUUUUGGAUGCUUUUUUGCAGAAACGACAUUUUCAAGAAUUGGCUAAUCAAGUACGCGUAUUACUCAACACUGAUGGAUUUUCACAAACUGAACGAAUUAACCCAAUAGAACUUGACUUGCUCCUUUCUGAAGUUACUUUAAUGCAUACUCGUGCCGAACUUUUUUGGAGAUUUCUUAAGCGUCGAUUGAAUCGGUCUGUUGAUUUGGAAAGGAAAAAGAAGGACGGUGAAGGGAAUGAGUUAAAAGAGGUUUCGGAGAAAAAUGACUUGGAUGACCCUUUAAUUGAUGAACAUCGAGAUUUUGAAAGUGAAGAACAACGGGAAGAAUACACUGCAAAAAUGAAGAAGCAACGUGAAGAAAGGGAUAGAAAAUUGGAUUUGGUUUUGAAUCGAUCCGGUUUAAACACGAGAAUGCAGGAAUUGUUGGGUAAUUAUGUACUAAUGGAGCAAUAUUAUAUGACCAAUUCUGUUCAAAAAGCAAUUUCUAUGGAUACAGUCGAGGAUGGGGCGUUGACUAGUUCUCUUUUGGAUGAUGUUUUCUUCAUUGUGCGCAAAUGUAUUCGUCGUUCCAUCAGUUCUUCCUCUAUUGACUGUAUUUGUGCUAUGCUUAACAAUGGGGUGACUUUACUCGAAACUGAAUUUUUCAAGUGCAUUAGUGCUCCAAUUAAGUCAGGAUAUCCAAGCAGUGGAUGGACAACAGAAGCAUAUCAAACUGCUCAAAGUGCUUACACCGCCGUUCUGCAGCAAAGCAAGGUUGUUACUGACACUUCUGUCAACAGUAUAGAGAAGCAACGAAACUCAUUUUUGAUUGGACUUAAUAAUAUGCGUAGUUCAGUUGAAUGUAUUUGUACUCUAAAAUUGGGAUUAGCAGAGGAUUUUGAGAAAUAUUUGAGCCAGAUAACCCCUCUAGAGAGUAAAAAACUCGAAAAUGCUGUUAGUCAAUUAGAUGAUUUUACAAAACGUUUAGAACAGCAUGCGAAUCUUGGAAUCGUUAAGCUUUGUGAUGCAGCAAUUAGGACUAAACUUAAAUCGAGUGCUGACGAAUUUCUUGAACUUUCACAUAUUUUGUCGGAUGAAGAAUUGGCCGAUUUUGAAAUAAAUGAUCCUUUUAUGAGCAAUUUUAUUUUACAAUUGGACAAGCAAUUGGUACGCUUUGAGACGCUUUUAGUGCAAGAAAAUUAUAAGAUGUUGGUGUCUUGUUGCGCUGGUGAAGUAGCACAACAAUUAGAAAGAGUAAUAUUUAAAUGUUCUUUUAAUCGACUUGGUGCUCUUUUGCUUGAUAAAGAAUUUAGAGAAUUAUCGUCUUAUUUAAGCUCUAUAGCAAGUUGGAAUAUUCGUGAAAAAUAUAGUCGGCUUUCUAAUAUUGUUACUUUAUUAAAUUGUGAAAGUUUGGAUGAAGCAAUACAAUUAUUAGAGCAAAUAAAUAAUUCUCUUCUAUCAACGGCAAUAUUGUCACAAAAUGAUAUUAGACGAACACUGAGUCUUCGAGAAGAAUUCUCACGAGACCAAAUUAAUUCAAAGGUUAAGGCUUUGAAAAUUUAA
Meloidogyne enterolobii is the source of this 2499-nucleotide messenger RNA. NCBI's taxonomy places the organism in Eukaryota, Metazoa, Nematoda, Chromadorea, Rhabditida, Meloidogynidae. The record is from the annotation of a GenBank genome assembly.